Galdieria sulphuraria is the source of this 3012-nucleotide messenger RNA. RefSeq lists its product as uncharacterized. The record is from RefSeq and is a predicted model, not a curated record. Bases 15 to 2906 code for a protein of 963 amino acids. Lineage: Eukaryota; Rhodophyta; Bangiophyceae; Galdieriales; Galdieriaceae. The transcript is spliced from 2 exons.
UGAAGUGCUUGGUAAUGUAUUUAUAUAGCUUUUUAAUGUCUUCUGUCGGUUUUUAUAUACUAGGACAUUUAUUUUUGAAUGAGAUUCAUUAUACGUUAGCUAUGAAUACUCAACUUGAACCGAGUUUUUCCAACAACAUCCGACAACGAAAUACUACCUUGUCUAUAUUGGUAGUUUCCAUCGGAGCAAGUCAAAGAAGUCAAUCGAUGCAAAGAAUAACACAAGAAUUAUCUCAUCGAGGACAUCGAAUAAGAAUGAUCUAUCCAGGAAGGACAGACUCUAUUAUGAACUCUAGUUGGAAUUAUAACUUGGAGUGGAUUCCUGUGCGAGACGACUUGGUCACAACGACGAAGAACAAUAGGGUGGAAACUAAAAAUCAAAGAGAAAACGGAAUACAAAGUAUGAGACCCUCUGACUUCAGACGACCUCGAAUCAACAAAACUCCUCAGUUCUCCGAGUCUCCUGUGGACUAUACUUUGAGACUAUUGUGGCAAGAAAGGUCAGCUUGGAAGACUCUAAAUUAUUUACCAAAGCAUUUAUUGUUUCCAUUGAGGCACUGUUUAUUUGACGUGAUAUCAAAAGAAAUUCAAAAGGAUAGACCGGAUAUGAUAGUUGCCGAUAUGGGAGUGUUUGCUGCUUGGGAUAUCGCAGAUUUGUAUGAUAUUCCUUUAUUCUUAUUAUAUUGUGGACCUUUAUUUCCGAUUUCUUCAGAUAGUAGUGGACUGAAAGAUAUCCUUUUGCCUCCGCCUCUUUCGGGUGGUUCUAGAAAUGCAACUUUAUUGCAGACUGCAUUGUUUGUACUUCAAAAGUGGUUAUAUGAGUUACACGCAAGUCCUGCAUUGCACAAAUUGAAUAGACUACGUUGGUAUCAAGGUCUUGAUAGUUAUCGAAGUAUUCGAGACCUUCUUUGUAGAAAGCAUAUUUAUCUAUUUCCUACUACAUUUGCUUUUGAAAUUCCUCGCUCGUUAUCCUCGUAUUAUUGGCUAUCAGGACCCAUUGUUUCCCAAUGUACAGAAUCCUUACCUAAUUCUGCUAUAGAAUUUGCCAAACUCUAUUCAGAACAAGUAGUUUUGAUCAAUUUGGAAGGAGCCUAUCUAUCGAGAGUUGUCACUUUAUCUAUCGUCAAUGAGCUUCAUACUCUUUUGACUGGUUUUUGGUGGAUGAAUGGUUCUUAUGUACAACCUGAACAUCUCCCCAAUAACUUUUAUAGUCUACAAAGGCAACUUUUCGGUUGUGCUCUUUCCAGUUCCAUGGUUGGUAUUGUAGUCGUUCCUUGUUUAUCAGAUGUGGUUCAAGAAGUGCUGUAUUUUGGAAAACCUGUAUUAUGUGUAGCAACUGGAGCUGUUCAGCUGGAUGUAGCAACACGUUUGACGGAAACGCAUGCUGGUGAAAGCAUAUUCACUUCGGGAAUUUCUAUUUUAGAUGAAUUGACAACCAAGUUGCAGGAUAUGUUUGGUAAUCUCGAGUCUUAUCAUACUGCAGCAUUGGAAAUAUCUUUGAAGAUUCGAAUGGAAACUUAUGGACUGAAUUAUCUAUGUGACUCGAUGGAGUCCAUUCUAUACUUGGAACCUGUCACUUAUGAGAAUACUAACAGUUGUGUAGAUUCAUUUAUAUCAACUUUAUUUGGACGUUGUUUAUUUUAUUUUGCUAUUGCUUAUGUAGUUUGGUAUUUUUUGUUUNGAGAGAUGAUGAGAGCAAAGAUGGGACUGGCUUGGCAAGUUUUCUGUAACUAUGCUAGUGAUGAACGUUUCUAUUUUAAGCGUGCACGUUUAUUGGCAACACGCUUGAAACCAAGAAUUUUCGAGUUGGAUAGACGAAAAGUAGUGGUGACUGAUUCUAGUAGACGUUGUAUGAAAGGUGCUGGUUUCAAUAGGUUUUCUCGAUUGCAUUGGAUACUGGGAACUUUGCCGUGUUAUAUUUAUUACAAAAAUAAUUUUGAAAGAAGGCAUAUACUUACCUUGUGUCUGUUGGUUGUUGUCGGGUCACACGUUAGGAAAAUGGGGAACUUUGUCCACUCGUUACUAGGUCCUCUUUGGUAUAGAGUCACUAGGAAACACGCUUCGUAUCAUAUGCUUGACGUUUCGAGAUUGGCCGUGAUGGACAAAGAAGGAAAUAUAGAACCUGCCAAUUCACUUUCGAAUAGAUUCACGACAACUUUUAUAUCUCCUGACAAACAACUAGUUACUCCACUCAAAGAGUUUCAAGAGGACGUGAUUGGCCACUCUGGUUUAUUUUUGCAUCUUUCUAGUGGUAUCUUUCUCAAGUGUAUUGUUCUUUACUUGUUGUUGUGGUUAAUCUGUGCGUAUCUAUUGAUAGAGAAGGCGGGAGUUGGGCAACGUCAACAAAGAAAAAGUUGGCUAUUCGGAAAUAUUUCAAACAGGAGAAAGCAGGGAGAGACAACGGAUUUCAAGCCUUUGGCCAACGACAUAGAUUCAUUGGUUAAAGCUGGCGAAUCCUCGAGUUCUUUUCUUCGUCAAACUAAUGUUGGAAGAGCAGUUGUGGAUUCGAUGAUGAAAGAAUUCAUAUCACAAACUCGAAAACGCUCUCAUGAUACAGAGCAUUAUGAUAACCUUGUUAUGGUUGAUAUGAACGAAGAAAUGAUGCAAAGCGUCAUGAAUAGGUUAAGAAUGGAACUUCAAGUGAAUGAGCAAGGGCAACAAGUUGUGGACUCUAUAAACAAUACGAAGGAACCGCUUUGUAAGGUUUGGUUGAAAUCUUGUAGUCAAUUGCUAUCUGACUCGAUUCGCGGUAAAUGUUUUGAGAAGAUUGUACAGAAUGACAAAUUGCAACAAAUUCUCCUAGUUUCAGAAAGUUGGAUGGGAAGAGUAGCGAUAUUCUUCUUUAUAUCGGCGCUUUUGCAACAGUUUAUCAAAACUGGAAAUCUCAUGAUAGGGACUCCAUGGUAAGAGUUUCAUGGUGAUUAUCACAUUCUUUGGACAUAUUAUUUUCCUAUUAUGCAAAUAAUAAGACGUCUCAGUUCUUUGUAAGAGUAAUAAAAAAUUUCGUAUGGAC